AUGAUCAUCACCAAUGACUUCAGCAUCAUCCCCUUCACCCCAAUUUCCAUCAAGUACAUCUUAUUAGAUCAGUGUCCCAUCUAUUCCCCUCCAUUCCCCAACUGUUCCCAUCUGUUCCUUUUCUUGGAGUCACCAUCACCAUCACCAUCACCAUCACCGGUAUCAAGAGGCAGAGGCGGCAGCAGCAGCAGCAGCUGCAGCAGCGGGGGUAGUAGCAGCAGCGGGGGUAAUAGCAGCAGUAGCAUUAGAAAUAAUAAAAUAAAUUGA
Messenger RNA from Morchella sextelata, 267 nucleotides. RefSeq lists its product as uncharacterized. Lineage: Eukaryota; Fungi; Ascomycota; Pezizomycetes; Pezizales; Morchellaceae. The transcript is spliced from 3 exons. Bases 1 to 267 code for a protein of 88 amino acids. The record is from RefSeq and is a predicted model, not a curated record.